This is a messenger RNA of Triticum aestivum (bread wheat), 1575 nucleotides long. RefSeq lists its product as uncharacterized. Lineage: Eukaryota; Viridiplantae; Streptophyta; Magnoliopsida; Poales; Poaceae. The transcript has a single exon. Bases 145 to 636 code for a protein of 163 amino acids. Gene Ontology annotation, biological process: regulation of DNA-templated transcription. The record is from RefSeq and is a predicted model, not a curated record. Gene Ontology annotation, molecular function: double-stranded DNA binding.
CCAGAUCAACCCUCUCCCUCAAAAAAAAAAAAAAGAAGUCGAACCAGAUCAGAGACCAGACGCACGCAAAUCACUUCCCCAUUCCCUCGCCGCCGCCGCCGCCGCCUCCGCCCCGUCAAUCUCCUCCUCCGCGGCGGCGCCGCCAUGCUCUGGCUCCGGUGCUGCGGCCUCACCCAGCUCCUGUCGUUUCGCUCCGCCUCCACCAUCUCCCAGCUCAGGUGCCUCAUCUCCGCCACCGCGCCCGCGCCCGCCGUCUCCCCGAACCCUAGCUUCGCCGUGGAGGAGUAUCUCGUCUCCACUUGCGGCCUCACCCGACCGCAGGCCCUCAAGGCCUCCGCUAAGCUCUCCCACCUCAAGUCCCCUUCCAAGCCCGACGCCGUCCUCGCCUUCCUCGACGGCCUCGGCCUCUCCGGCGCCGAUGUCGCCGCCCUCGUCGCCAGGGACCCGCUGUUCCUCUGUGCCAAAGUGGAGAAAACCCUGGCACCCAAUGUCGCGGAGCUCACCGGCCUCGGUCUCUCGCCUUCUCAGAUCGCGCGCCUCGUCUCGCUCCCCAGUGUCACUUUCCGCUGCAGAUCCAUCGUCUCCACGCUGGAGUACUUCUUGCCCCUCUUCGGGUCCUCCGAGAACCUCCUUUGAGCCCUACCUCGAGCGGGUGGCUCCAUUCUCGGGUCCAACCUCGAGCGGGUGGUCAAGCCCAAUGUCGCCUUCCUGCGCGAGUGCGGGCUAGGUGCUUGUGAUAUUGCCAGGCUCUGCAUACAUACGCCAUCGCUGCUCAGCAUCAGCCCGGAACGCAUCCGGACAGCAGUGGCAUGUGUCGAAGGUCUUCUUGGUGUACCCCGCGGAUCUCUGAUGUUCAAACAUGCAUUACAAGCUGUUGCAUACCUCAGCGAAGACAAAAUCACUGCCAAAGUGGAGCUCUUGAAGAAAACAUUCACGUGGACGGAUGCUGAGGUGGGCAUUGCUGUUUCUAAGGGUCCAGCAGUGUUGUCCAGGACUAAAGAAUCGCUGCAGCGCAGGUCCGAGUUCCUUAUCUCCGAGUUGGGAUUGGAACCAGCAUACAUUGCUUAUCGUCCAGCAUUGCUCACUUAUAGUCUAGAGGGCCGGCUCAGGCCCCGGUACUACAUUGUAAAGUUUCUUAAGGAAAAUGGAUUGCUCAAGUGUGACCCAAACUACUAUACUGUUUUUAAGGAGUCCGACAUGACAUUCAAGAAGAAGUUCAUACACCCUCAUAAGGAAGCUGUACCACACCUUGAAAAAGACUACGAUGCUGCUUGCAAAGGGGAAGUGCCCACUAAUUUCAGAUUCACAUAAGCCAAGGACGUGCUCUGAUGUAACUGUGUGCUGGUUGUCCGCUGCUGUAUGUCUGUUAGAUGCUGGGUUGGUGGUUGGUAAUGAGUGAUGAAGCUGAUAAUUUGAUCCCUGGAUACUGAUAUGUAAUGUCACCACUCAUCAGAGAAGAAACCAUGGAUUGGUUAUGAACUUUUUCAUCCUCAUUCAUGUUUUAUACACAUGUAUUGGAGCUAAGUAAGUGUGAGAUCAGGCCAUUCUGUAAUGCACUAAAAUUUCAGUUUUUAA